AUGCCAUAUAAGAAGACGACUGCUGGAAAAAGAGUCCCUGCCAAAAGGAAACUUGCUGAAGUGUUUGCUCUGGGGGAGGUUUUGGCGGAUACAUCAAGAAAAGAAUGGAAAUUAGGUGUUCCUAUAGGGCAAGGAGGCUUUGGACGCCUAUACCUUGCUGAUGUUAAUUCUUCAAAGUCAGUUGGCAGUGAUGCACCUUAUGUUGCAAAAGUGGAACCCAGCCAGAAUGGACCUCUUUUUACUGAGUUAAAGUUCUACAUGCGAGCUGCUAAGCCAGAUGAAAUUCAGAAGUGGACUAAGUCCCAUAAACUGAAAUAUUUAGGUGUACCAAGAUAUUGGGGUUCUGGCUUGCAUGAAAAAAAUGGAAACAGUUAUCGAUUUAUGAUAAUGGACCGAUUUGGCAGAGAUCUUCAGAAGAUGUAUGAAGAGAACGCAAAGCGAUUUUCCCAUAAAACUGUACUACAAUUAGGCCUGAGAAUACUUGAUAUUCUGGAAUACGUCCAUGAGCAUGAAUAUGUGCAUGGAGACAUCAAGGCCGCAAACCUUCUCGUGAGUUACAAGAACCCUCAUCAGGUGUACUUGGUGGAUUAUGGACUUGCCUACCGAUACUGUCCUGAAGGAGUUCACAAAGUGUAUAAAGAAGAUCCUAAAAGGUGUCAUGAUGGAACUAUUGAGUAUACCAGUAUUGAUGCACACAAGGGUGUGGCGCCAUCGAGACGUGGCGAUCUGGAGAUCUUGGGUUACUGUAUGAUUCAUUGGCUUAGUGGCCAUCUACCAUGGGAGGAUAAUUUGAAAGAUCCAAAUUUUGUCAGAGAUUCAAAAAUCAGAUGUAGAGAUAAUAUUUCAGUUUUGAUGGACAAAUGCUUCCCUGGGAAAAAUAAACCAGAUGAAAUAGCCAAAUACAUGGAAAAGGUGAAGCUACUGAGCUAUGAAGAGAAACCUGUUUAUCAGCAUUUCCGAGAAAUACUUCUGCAAGGUCUUAAGGCCAUUGGGCAAAAAGAUGAUGGAGUACUUGACUUUGGCUUGUCAGAGAAUGGAGACUUGCAAACAAAUCCCACUCAAAAGAAAAAAAGAAAAGCAGCAGCUGCAACCAAUGAGAACACUGAAGCAGAAGUGGAAGAUACAGGAAGUCCAGAAAAAAAGAAACCUACUUCUUCUAAUGCGGUAGCUACCAGAACCCGGAAGGUGACCUCACCAAAACCCAAGAAAGGCACAGCAACCAGAAAGAGAGUCCAGAAGUAA
Nipponia nippon (crested ibis) is the source of this 1242-nucleotide messenger RNA. The record is from RefSeq and is a predicted model, not a curated record. Lineage: Eukaryota; Metazoa; Chordata; Aves; Pelecaniformes; Threskiornithidae.